Canis lupus familiaris (dog) is the source of this 936-nucleotide messenger RNA. It is a transcript of the gene OR10G6, whose product is annotated as olfactory receptor family 10 subfamily G member 6. The transcript has a single exon. The record is from RefSeq and is marked inferred. Gene Ontology annotation, molecular function: olfactory receptor activity; G protein-coupled receptor activity. Gene Ontology annotation, biological process: G protein-coupled receptor signaling pathway. NCBI's taxonomy places the organism in Eukaryota, Metazoa, Chordata, Mammalia, Carnivora, Canidae. Gene Ontology annotation, cellular component: membrane. The coding region runs from base 1 to 936 and encodes 311 amino acids.
AUGCACAGUGGAAACCAGACUUCUGUGUCCCAUUUCAUUUUGGUGGGCCUGCACCACCCGCCACAGCUGGGGGUGCCACUCUUCCUGGCUUUCCUUGUCAUCUAUGCCCUCACUGUCUCUGGCAAUGGGCUCAUCAUCCUCACCGUCUUGGUGGACACCCGGCUCCACCGCCCCAUGUACUGGUUCCUGUGUCACCUCUCUUUCUUGGACAUGACCAUUUCUUCUGCCAUUGUCCCCAAGAUGCUAGCUGGCUUUCUCCAGGAUAGCAGGGUUAUCUCCUUUGGAGGCUGUGUAAUCCAACUUUUUUCUUUCCAUUUCCUGGGCUGUACUGAAUGCUUCCUUUACACACUUAUGGCUUAUGAUCGUUUCCUGGCCAUUUGUAAGCCUUUACAUUAUGCCACUAUUAUGACCCGUAACAUCUGUAACUUCCUGGCUUUGGGUACCUGGCUGGGAGGCACCCUCCACUCACUUUUCCAAACCAGCUUCAUAUUCCGCCUGCCUUUCUGUGGCCCAAACCGAGUAGACUACUUCUUCUGUGACAUUCCUGCCAUGCUGCGUCUAGCCUGUGCUGACACCACCAUCAAUGAGCUGGUCACCUUUGUAGAUAUUGGAUUUCUGGCCCUCACCUGCUUUAUGCUUAUCCUUACUUCCUAUGGUUAUAUAGUGGCUGCCAUUCUGCGAAUCCAGUCAGUUGAUGGGCGUCGCAAUGCCUUCUCCACCUGUGCUGCCCACCUGACCGUUGUCAUUGUUUACUAUGUGCCCUGCACCUUCAUUUACCUCCGUCCUGGCUCUCAGGAACCUCUGGAUGGAGUGGUUGCUGUCUUCUACACUGUCAUCACUCCCUUGCUUAACCCCAUCAUCUACACACUCCGCAACAAAGAGAUGAAAGCAGCACUGUGGAGGCUGGGAGGCCGCAAGGAUGUGCAGCCUCACUGA